This is a messenger RNA of Oryzias melastigma (Indian medaka), 3886 nucleotides long. It is a transcript of the gene sox4a, whose product is annotated as SRY-box transcription factor 4a. The transcript has a single exon. The record is from RefSeq and is a predicted model, not a curated record. Bases 1140 to 2195 code for a protein of 351 amino acids. Gene Ontology annotation, biological process: anatomical structure morphogenesis; positive regulation of transcription by RNA polymerase II; cell differentiation. Gene Ontology annotation, molecular function: RNA polymerase II cis-regulatory region sequence-specific DNA binding; DNA-binding transcription activator activity, RNA polymerase II-specific. NCBI's taxonomy places the organism in Eukaryota, Metazoa, Chordata, Actinopteri, Beloniformes, Adrianichthyidae.
UGGGGGCAGCUCCAAGACACAAACUGGGGAAGUAGCUCAGCAUUUUUGUGUGUAAACAUGGAGGUUUUUGGACUAAAAGUAGAUGAACGAAGCGAUGACAGUCCUCAGUUCACAGUGUUGAAUCCAAGUCAACCUUCGUGAUGACAUCACCGGCUUGAUUUAAUGACUGCAGCUGGAAACAUGGAGGUGCUACUGCCCGUUAGCAUGUGUGAGCGUGUUCAGCACUCUGCUGUUGGCUCUAGCCUGACAUCUAGCGGUGCAGCGGUCUGACACGAAGCAGGAAUCUGCUGCUGGUGUGGCUCUGACACUUCCUCGUGGCUUUUCUGGUGUGCAGGUUGCUGUGAAUAAAACAACAUCAUCCAGUUUGGGUUUUCUUUUUUUUUGAUGAUGUCAGGUUGGGAUCUGAUGUUGCAACGAUUUGUAAAUAACAGGUUGGGAGAAUUCCCGCCUCUUCCUCACACUCUGUCAGACUGACAAAACAUGUUAUGGCUCAUCUUUUGUGUGUUUGCUCCUCACCACCAAACAUUAUCAGAUUGUAGUCUCCUAUUUAUAGCUGAACUUCUCCCACAAGGACACCAGCAGUCUUCCAGAAGUGACAAAAGUUCCUCUUCCUUGAAGUGGAGUCUGACAGGAAUGAGGUCAGACACAAGGAUCCUGAUUGCACAUUAUUAUUAUGAUUUCCCGUUUUUUUUAUUUGUCCAAUUGGAGGGCAGGGGAGGGGCUUAGCCUGAAAAGUGACUAUGGAGACAGAAGCUGAUUGGAUCGGCCGCCUCGCGAGGAGACUAUAAACGGAUGAGGUUCUCGCUGAUGUGUUUACAGUAACGCUGUAGAGCCGCACGAGACACCGGGAGACUAUGAGAAAGCGCAGCCGCUCCAUUCAGCCACAUGGUCCCUCCGACGCACAGACUAGCUGCGCUGCAGACGGCCAGGCUCACCUGAGGGACUGUUGCGCACAGCGGCGCGUUUUCUGCCUCGCAGAGCGAGUUUUCAGUCGCACCGGCAGUUGAGAGCUGAUGUGAAAGAGUUUUUUAGGGGGAUUUAUUGUUUUUUUACCGAUAAAAGUUUAGAGUUUUGUUCCUUUCAUAAUCCCAGCAGUGAUCUGAGUUUUUUCCCCACAUUUAAAGUUUGUCAGAGCAGAGAUGGUGCAGCACGUGAGCCAGACGGAGAGCGCGCACGCUCACUCUCCUGGCGGGGACUCCACGGACACGGAGUUGGAGAUGGACUCCUCUCCGAUGUCCUCCCGGGAGCGCAGCGACCUGGCUUGGUGUAAAACUCCCACCGGCCACAUCAAGAGGCCCAUGAACGCCUUCAUGGUCUGGUCCCAGAUCGAGAGGCGGAAGAUCAUGGAGCAGUCACCGGACAUGCACAACGCGGAGAUCUCCAAGCGGCUGGGGAAGCGCUGGAAGCUGCUCAAAGACACCGACAAGAUCCCGUUCAUCCGCGAGGCUGAGCGCCUCCGACUGAAGCAUAUGGCCGACUACCCAGACUACAAGUACCGGCCCAGGAAGAAGGUCAAGACAGGAAGUGGAACAAACAAGCCAGCGGAGAAGAACGGGGAGCGCAACGCCAAGAUCAGCGGGAAGAAGAGUCCUGCGCCCAAGAGCGCGAGCAGGACGCACAAGCAGGGAGGCAUUAGGAGCGCCUCUGGACCGGACUCUGCGUCCCCCGGGGACCACCAGUCACUCUUCAAAUCCAGGUCAGUGUCCGGGGCGCGGCAGAUCCCGGAGAAGCGCACGGGAGAGCCGAGGCGCGCCCACGUGGAGAGUGACCCGCCCUCCGUGGGUGUCCCGGCCAGCCCCACCCUGAGCAGCUCGGCGGAGUCCAGCGACCCGCUGAGCCUGUACGAUGAGCAGAGCGAGUCCUCCCACACCGCGCGGCUCCGGUACGCGCGCGCCUCCUCCCCGACGCCGUCCGCCGCGCACUCCUCCUCAUCCUCAUCGGCGUCCUCCUCGUCUGACGAAGAGUUUGAAGACGAGCGGCCCGACCUGAGCCGCAGCCCCGGGUUCGAGAGCAUGUCUCUGAGCGGCGCGGGGCUCUCGGACACGGAGCUGGACCGGGACUUGGACUGGAGCUUCGGGGAGUGCGGGGCGGGAUCUCACUUUGACUUCUCCGACUAUUGCACCCCCGAAGUCAGCGAGAUGAUCUCGGGAGAGUGGCUGGAGUCCACCAUCUCCAACCUCGUGUUCACCUACUGACAUGACCCCGUUUGAACUCUCACGCCAAACGUGUGCGCGUCACGAUCUUCCCUCUAGUCACGGAACGAGGGAGAGGAAAGGUGGAUCAGAAGUUCCAGGCACGCGCCGCUCGGACACUGACGGGAGGAGGGCGCAGACAUGGGGGAGAAUGCUCAGUCUGGACCCGGAGGAGGAGUGAAUGUACGCGAGGAGUCCCGCAGGGACCGAACCUUUAAACCUCUGCGACCCCGGAGCGUCUCGUCGGGUUUCUCUGAUUCACAUCAACCAUCACGUUGCUAUUCAGGUGUACCGCCUCCCCCCACCCCCAAACUCCUUCAAGCACGCAUGUCCUCCAAGAUGAGGAAGGAUCUUCGUUUUUUUAUCCAAUGCGUAAUUACGCAAAAUGUGUGUCACAAUUCACGAUCACCAGCUUCUCUCUCAACGGCAGGACGCAAAAACAAAGACUGGCUGAAACCUUUUUGUAUCACUCAGUGCACAAUUCAGGACCAACGUUUCCCGAUGCGCAUUCUUUUUGCCUAUAGAGCUCCAACUUUGUAGUUCCUGUGUAAGAUGCUUUUUUGUUCUUCUUUCUUUUAUAUCAAUGUAUUUAUACGGCCAAAACUUUUUGAUACAUAGAAGUAUUGUUCUUGUGUUCAUAACACCUGUCUGUAUCCAGCGAGCGGAAGGGCUAGAAGUGUAUCUUAUUUAAAGUGUCGACUCAUUUUUCAGGAGACUUUUGAGUGUGUCAUGAUUUUCUACUUGUAUUUUUGUACAAAAUCUAUAGAAACACGUGGGUGGGCGGGGCGAGCGGGCAGCCAUCAGCAUUAUUUGCAUCAUAUUUUGGUGUUUGGACGUGCAGAGGGAGGACGGGGGGUUGUUUGGCACAAUCUGACCUCACACAGUGUUUACAGUAUUUACCCACAUGCUUCUUAAUGGGACUCCAGUUUCACCAGCCGAGUAAACAAAGCAGCACUGAGGCUCCGGUCUGAGUGGUGACUGUUUCAGUUCACAGAGUGAAAGAUCCCCAAGAGUCACUGUCUGGAUAGAGCUAAUACCUCCGUGUGCUUUCUUAUUUUGUUAGGUUUUUGUUAAGAUAGAUUUGAUUUGAACCACUGGAUGGAAUUUCACACUCAUUCCACUUUUUGCCUAAACUUUGGAGGGAGGAGAUGUAUGAAGUGCUUCAUCUGUUAUUGCGCAAAUUGCAUCAAAAAAAGGAAAAAAAAGUAUUUAACCUUUCUGUACCUGUUGGCUAAGUAUAGCAGGCUAAUUGUUUUCCUAUAUUAUGGCAUGGCAAAUAGCAUUUGUAUUUCAGAUUCAGGUAUAUGUAGCUAUAGCUGUUGUGUUUAAGAUUUUUAAAUAAUAAUAACAUGAAGAUAUUUAUGUAAACUGACUGUACUAUAAGCAAAGAUGGUGUGAUUUAUGUUUGAUGAACAAUGACAGGCACUAGGACAGCCAUCUUUGGACAUUCUUAUUUUGAAGAAGAUUGUGGUCCAGGGGGUUAAAAAAAGUCAGAAUCUGUUUUCCUUUUUUCAUUUGUGCAAUAUGUUGUGUAUGUUCAUGUUUCGUCCUAUCAUGCCGAUAUCAUUUGAUGUUUUUUGCUCAAAACCAGCCAAUGUUUGGGUCAAUCACUGCCUCUCGAACCUCUGUACAGUUUGUUUUUAUUUGUUUUUUCUUUCAAAAGAAGGAAAUAAAAUCAGCUGGAACUGAAAAAA